GAAGCCUACCUUAGGCUGUGCUUUCCAUCCACAUCAUUACCUUUGAUCUGAGGGUAUAUGGUGUAAUUUACAUGUGACUAGAGGCUUUUUCUGCCGGGUGUUUGUUUUAUUAAAUAAGGUUGGAAAUUAUCAUUGUACUAAGUCAUUUACUGUGAUAACUGUGUUGGGCUAACUGAAACCUGAGAACUUUGGCUGUUUAUUUUUUUACUGGACAUUAUUUCAUUUACAGUCUUGCUUGGCCUGGGCAGUUUCUUUUGGACCCAAUCCCAAAAGGCCAUGAUUGCAGCAUACUCGGUUUCUCAUGUUUCCGGAAAGGCUGUGGGACUCAGAAGGGGAAUUUCUGGGUAGCCUGGCAGCACUUCUUGUUAAGGAUUGGGGAAGGUUCGUGUAAAGCUAAUCUUACUUUACUAUUAGGAAAUCAGCAGUGGUCCUUGGAUUCCUCUACAGAGCUACUUAGUAGCUUUGGUUCAGUUUUGACUCACUGAAGUUUAGAGAAUGGAAACUGCAAAAAUCCUAUUCGAAAAACUCGGGCACUCAGGUAUCCACCAUGGUGUUGGGUCCUGAACAGAAGAUGUCAGAUGAGAAUGCUUCUGGAGAUCAUGGGGACACUGCCAGUCUUGGUGCCUUGAACCCUGCCUACAGUAACUCCUCUCUUCCACAGUCCACUGAACACUCAGAGGAGCCCUUUGCCACCUACUUUAAUGAGAAGAUCACCAUUCCUGAGGAGGAGUACUCUUGUUUUAGCUUUCGUAAACUCUGGGCUUUCACGGGACCAGGCUUUCUUAUGAGCAUUGCUUACUUGGAUCCAGGAAACAUUGAAUCUGAUUUGCAGUCUGGAGCAGUGGCUGGAUUUAAGUUGCUCUGGGUACUGCUGUUGGCCACCGUCGUGGGGCUGCUGCUCCAGCGGCUCGCAGCUAGACUGGGAGUGGUCACUGGGCUGCAUCUUGCUGAAGUGUGUCACCGUCAGUAUCCCAAGGUCCCACGAAUCAUCCUGUGGCUGAUGGUGGAGUUGGCUAUUAUUGGCUCAGAUAUGCAAGAAGUCAUUGGCUCAGCCAUUGCCAUCAAUCUUCUGUCUUUAGGAAGGGUUCCUCUGUGGGGUGGAGUCCUCAUCACCAUUGCAGAUACCUUUGUGUUUCUCUUUUUGGACAAAUAUGGCUUACGGAAGCUAGAAGCAUUUUUUGGCUUUCUCAUCACCGUUAUGGCCCUCACAUUUGGAUAUGAGUAUGUUACAGUGAAACCCAGCCAGAGCCAGGUACUCAAGGGCAUGUUCGUGCCAUCCUGUUCAGGCUGUCGCACACCACAGAUCGAGCAGGCUGUGGGCAUCGUGGGAGCUGUCAUCAUGCCACACAACGUGUAUCUGCAUUCUGCCUUAGUCAAGUCUAGACAGGUAAACCGGAAUAAUAAACAAGAAGUUCGAGAAGCCAAUAAGUACUUUUUCAUUGAAUCCUGCAUUGCUCUCUUUGUUUCCUUCGUCAUCAACGUCUUUGUUGUCUCAGUCUUUGCUGAAGCAUUUUUUGAGAAAACCAAUGAGCAGGUGGUUGAAGUCUGUCAAAAUAGCAGCAGUCCCCAUGCUGGCCUCUUUCCUAACGACAAUUCAACACUGGCUGUGGACAUCUACAAAGGGGGUAUUGUUCUGGGAUGUUACUUUGGGCCUGCUGCUCUCUACAUCUGGGCAGUGGGGAUCCUGGCUGCAGGACAGAGCUCCACCAUGACAGGAACCUAUUCUGGCCAGUUUGUCAUGGAGGGAUUCCUGAACCUGAAAUGGUCACGCUUUGCCCGAGUGAUUCUGACCCGCUCUAUUGCUAUCAUUCCCACUCUGCUUGUUGCUGUCUUCCAAGAUGUGGAGCAUCUAACAGGGAUGAAUGAUUUCCUGAAUGUUCUGCAGAGCUUACAGCUUCCAUUUGCUCUUAUACCCAUCCUCACCUUUACAAGCUUACGGCCAGUAAUGAGUGACUUUGCCAAUGGAAUAGGCUGGAGGAUUGCAGGUGGGAUCGUGGUCCUUAUCGUCUGUUCCAUCAACAUGUACUUUGUAGUGAUCUAUGUCCAGGAACUAGGGCAUGUGGCAUUAUACGUGGUGGCUGCUGUGAUCAGUGUGGCUUAUCUGAGCUUUGUGUUCUACUUGGGUUGGCAAUGCUUGAUUGCACUGGGCAUGUCCUUCCUGGACUGUGGGCACACGUACCACCUGGGAUUGACUGCGCAGCCUGAACUUUACCUUCUGAAUACCGUGGAUGCUGAUUCACUUGUGUCUAGAUGACUGUCAGCCUGAGAGACUAUAUAAGAACCACUUUUUCUAAGCUUUUUUGUGCCAGGUGUCCUGUUAACAUAUCUCUGUUAGUUCAGAGGUGAGUUUCGUUCAAAUGUUUUGAACAAAAGACAAAGAUUUCCUCAUGGGAAGGGUGUGAAAAGCUGGACAGCUGUAAGUGUAGGUUGGAGACCCACCCCCUCACAACAGUCAUACAAUAGCCAGAGUUAAGGCCUGUGAUGGGCACACACCCCUAUGGGCUUGUGUCUUAACUUCUGGUAUAUAUAUUUAUGUAAACCUGAACAUAGAGUUUGGGUAGAGUUUUAAGGUUACAUAAAAGUGAUAGAUCUUUUGUAUUUUUUUAAAAAAUAUUGUUCAGAUAAAUCAGUUAUUUGUUUUGUCUGGAUCAUAAGUGAGAAAGGACACGGAAUAAUGUUCUUUUUCACAAUGAACUGGUCAGGUUGACUAUCUUAUAAUGUGAUAUUUUACUAUGCCAGUUAAGUUUCACUUCAAUCUUAAUUGACCAGAGUAUAUCCUUGAUAUAUACUGAUAUUAACACAUCAUUUCUAAAGAAAACAUUUCUUCUAUUAGGCAAUCAUUAUUUAACCCUGGUUAUCAGCCUGCUUAUAAUUGUCUUUGUGGUCACUUUUCUUGAAUUUUUUUGUAGUCAUUAAACAAAGAUGUGAUAGCAUUUGCCAAAGAGUAAACUGAAUACCUGGUAACAAGAUCCAGAAACCAUACUUUAACCAAUGAUCAGUUUUCCAUGCUGCAUUGUAACUCAUCCCAUUCUGGUUUUCAAGUUUUAGGUAGAAAAGGAAGAAACUUCUAACAUUUAACUUUGUAAGUCCUAAGCAAGAUAAUGAAGGUGUUAAUCUUUUUUCUAAUGUUUGUAUAAUUCUAUGUCUUUUCUUCCCACUUUUCCCAUUAAUAUUUCAAAAACCAUUUCUAGUUCUAAAGUUUUUUUCUAGGGGCAGCAAAUAUUUGUAUUGUUGAAUCUCCUAGGGACUGUUAAACAUUUCACUUUAGAAUGCAUAUUUAUACCAAGUAGUAUGAGAUUAGUACUAGGGGACUUGGAAGAUUAGUCCACAUGUCAUAAAUCAUCUGCUACAUGUAGGUUACCUUUUUUUUUUUUUUUGGCCUUCCUAACCAGGAAUUUUUUUAUUAACAUUUUUGUAAUAAAAAAUUCCACAUUAAAAAUUGGAAAGCGUUGUCAUAAUUUUCUGGUCGAAGAGUCAGAAGAUUCACAAUACAGAGCCCUCCUGGAAAUGCAGUUGGCUGGAACUGAAUGGCCGCCGUCCGUUUCCAGUGGCACAUGCUCCAGGGUGAUACAUCCGCCAUCACAUCACUCCUCAUCUGCACACCCUGCAGCAUUUGUGUUGCUUUGAGCAUCACUUUCCUCUCUCAGCUUUAGAGCUAAAGAUAGGACGUCUCUGCCUUAUUUUAAAACAUACCAUGUUUCAAUAAGACUUUUUAAAA
Microcebus murinus (gray mouse lemur) is the source of this 3718-nucleotide messenger RNA. Lineage: Eukaryota; Metazoa; Chordata; Mammalia; Primates; Cheirogaleidae. The record is from RefSeq and is a predicted model, not a curated record.